Molecule: messenger RNA, 1141 nt
Organism: Trematosphaeria pertusa
Lineage: Eukaryota; Fungi; Ascomycota; Dothideomycetes; Pleosporales; Trematosphaeriaceae
Exons: 1
Coding region: 185-943 (252 amino acids)
Source: RefSeq, a predicted model, not a curated record
GUGAUUUCUGCUCCCCGCCUCAGUUUGUUGAGAUUUACCUUUACUUUGAGAUUUCAGACUAUUACCUCGUGUCUUCCUUUAGCUCGACUCACUGCUAACCUUCCUACCACGAUCUGGCCAACAGACGAAAACCCAGUUACAAUCUCCACCACGUUACGAAUCGCACAUUGCCUCCGCACCCAACAUGGCGGCGUACUCCUCUAAAACGGAAUUCCACGCGAAGGGUCUUGAGCUUCAUUCAUUCAUCGCCGAGCUCGACUGCGAUAUUUGCCACGAGCCGUUGGGGGUGCCAGCAGAAGAAGGUGCCCUGAAGUCAUCCACAAAUGCUACCGCGCUGUUCGGCAAUCAAAUCAGGAAGACAGCUCCUGGCUCGCAGGCCCAGACCUCGAAGUCUGGUGAGCGAACCGAGACCGCGGUAUCCGCCACUGCAGCGCCAUCCUCUGUCUCGAAUAGCGCCGCAAUCACAUACAAUACCCAUACCGCUGUCAAGAUCAAAGCAUGCGGUCACGUCUUCGGAGUCAGCUGUCUCCAGCGCUGGCUCUUCUCCCACCAAACCUGUCCAAUGUGCCGCAAGGUGCUAUUCCCCACUCCAUCCGUCGAGGAGACGCUUGAUGAUCUGGAGAUACGGUACCCAGAACCCGAUACCUUCUUUCCUGAGCUCGCUACUAGACUCCGGAAUUACUAUCGAAUGCUACAGCUCCCUGUCUUCCAGGCUUUCCUGCGGCUGACUGCGAUGAUGAUGAGGGAGACUUCGGUUGGGGAAGGGGAUCAGUGGGAAGACAUUGGUAGCGAGGUUGAGGAGGAUAGUAGAGAUGAGGUAGAGUCGGAUAGUGGGGAUGAAGGGGAGGUCAGUAGCGAUAAGGAAGAUGCUGAUUCUGAGAACGAAAACGAAGUGGACGAUGUCGCCCCGGACGAAACGUCACCUGAGCGCUCCCCCGCCUGAUUCGGAGAACAUCAUCGCGCGCACCCAUUGCACAGCUGGUGAUGGCACAACAGGAUUCGUCGUAACAACUCGGGGUGAGGAAGGGAGCAAGAUCCCGGAUCAAGAACGCACCGGUCGAUGCACUAAAUGCCAUGGCCGUGGUUCCAUGACUUAGCCUAAAGCAACUUCUUGGGAUAGUGCGUAAGGAAGACCUUGGAG